Messenger RNA from Homalodisca vitripennis (glassy-winged sharpshooter), 3971 nucleotides. Its product is annotated as protein BANP-like. Gene Ontology annotation, molecular function: DNA binding. Gene Ontology annotation, biological process: negative regulation of protein catabolic process; protein localization to nucleus. NCBI's taxonomy places the organism in Eukaryota, Metazoa, Arthropoda, Insecta, Hemiptera, Cicadellidae. The coding region runs from base 338 to 1195 and encodes 285 amino acids. The record is from RefSeq and is a predicted model, not a curated record. The transcript has 7 exons.
UGUAAUCUCAAGUUGUUGCACAUAUCAUUAAAAACAAAACAAUUCAAAUUUUAUUUAUUUACCAGGAACUUGAUCAAUAUAUUAUGACAUUUUAAUCAGGUUUGUGAGAGAGGAGUAAGAAGGCUGCAUUGUCUAGCCAUUAGGUUUUGUUGAAAUAUGACAACCAAUGCACAAACAAAGAAGUCUGAGUGGUCUGCAGAGGAGCAAAUAUACAACAAUAUUGUACAACAGUUGAUUGUCAUCCAUAACUCCUUCAACGAGAAAGUUAAACAAUUAGAGGCGAAAAUCGACAAUUUUGUCUCAAAUAUUAAAGAUAUCUUAUCAGAAAAUUCAAUCAAUGAAAAACGAUCACAUUGUUGUGAAGAAGUUUUGCAAAAAACUCUCAGGAAUAGAAAAUAUAAUCCAGAAUGUUUCCAAGAAAAGAGACCGAUCUGAGGAUAGGAAUGCAGAGGGAGGAGUGCCGGUGGUGGUGGUACCUAACUACAAGCCCCAGCCGCCAGUACUAGCAGACAAUGAAGGCACGAUACAGGUGAUCGCACUUAACAGUGAAGCUGACUAUCCCAACGGGUCCUGGCUGGGCAACGAGAAGAACCCAGAGGCCAGGGUUAGGGUACCUAUCACACCUUCGCAACUUCUCCACAUAAACUCCUUGUGCACCACUCCUGAAAAAAUGGCCAUUGUGCUUCUAGACUACCUUUUUUCUCAAGAAACUCAAGCCAAAUCAAAUUUGUCAGGAAAAGGCAAACACUUUAAGAAGCAACUGGACCCAUUAAAGAUCUAUGGCAUAAAAACACAUCUGAUUCAUAAGUUCAACAUCUCUGAGCGUGAUUGGUACAGAAUCAAACAAAAUAUUGAUUCAAAGUGCCGCACUGCAUGGAGGAAAAAGUCCAUGGGCAUACCGCUCUCCAAAAGUAAAGCAAAACCAACAACAAAUUCAGAAGAGGAACCUGUAGAAAAGAUUAUAAGAAGCAACUCAAUUGUAUUGGCUGGUCCAUUUAUAAGUGAAGAAAAUUCACAGGAACUCUCUUCUAUGAUAAUUGAAGACACAGAUUGUUUUACACUGACAGGUUGCUGUGAACAGACUCUGACAAUCAUCACAGACAGUGGAGAGGUCAAUGUUCCGAUAUUAAGCACAGAAGACAGUUUGAGUGAUGACCAUACUACAACAGAUGAAAUGCUUGGAUUAUCAUCAUAACUUGCCACUGUGCCACUCUAGGCUGCUAAUAGACUUUGAAAAUCAUCACAGACAGUGGAGAGGUCAAUGUUCCGAUAUUAAGCACAGAAGACAGUUUGAGUGAUGACCAUACUACAACAGAUGAAAUGCUUGGAUUAUCAUCAUAACUUGCCACUGUGCCACUCUAGGCUGCUAAUAGACUGAAAAUCAUCAAAGACAGGGGAGAGGUCGAUGUUCUGAUUUGAGCACUGAAGAGAGUCUGAGUCAUGAUCACAUUACAAAAGAUGGAAUUGUUAUCAUAACUUACCAUCUUAAACCGUGAAGAGGCCAAUAUUAUGGUGUUGAGCACUGAAGACAGUUCUGAGUCAUGAUCACAUUACAAAAGAUGGAAUUGUUAUCAUAACUUACCAUCUUAAACCGUGAAGAGGCCAAUAUUAUGGUGUUGAGCACUGAAGACAGUUUCUGAGUCAUGAUCACAUUACAAAAGAUGGAAUUGUUAUCAUAACUUACCAUCUUAAACAGUGAAGAGGCCAAUAUUAUGGUGUUGAGCACUGAAGACAGUUCUGAGUCAUGAUCACAUUACAAAAGAUGGAAUUGUUAUCAUAACUUACCAUCUUAAACCGUGAAGAGGCCAAUAUUAUGGUGUUGAGCACUGAAGACAGUUCUGAGUCAUGAUCACAUUACAAAAGAUGGAAUUGUUAUCAUAACUUACCAUCUUAAACAGUGAAGAGGCCAAUAUUAUGGUGUUGAGCACUGAAGACAGUUCUGAGUCAUGAUCACAUUACAAAAGAUGGAAUUGUUAUCAUAACUUACCAUCUUAAACAGUGAAGAGGCCAAUAUUAUGGUGUUGAGCACUGAAGACAGUUCUGAGUCAUGAUCACAUUACAAAAGAUGGAAUUGUUAUCAUAACUUACCAUCUUAAACAGUGAAGAGGCCAAUAUUAUGGUGUUGAGCACUGAAGACAGUUCUGAGUCAUGAUCACGCUACAAAAGAUGGAAUUGUCAUCAUAAGUUACCAUAACAAAUCGUGGAGAGGUCUAUAUUCUGGUGUUGAGCACUGAAGACAGUUCUGAGUCAUGAUCAUGCUACAAAAGAUGGAAUUGUCAUCAUAAGUUACCAUAACAAAUCGUGGAGAGGUCUAUAUUCUGGUGUUGAGCACUGAAGACAGUUCUGAGUCAUGAUCAUGCUACAAAAGAUGGAAUUGUCAUCAUAAGUUACCAUAACAAAUCGUGGAGAGGUCUAUAUUCUGGUGUUGAGCACUGAAGACAGUUCUGUCAUGAUCACGCUACAAAAGAUGGAAUUGUCAUCAUAACUUGCCAUCUUAAACCAUGGAGAGGUCAAUAUUCUGAGAAGGCAGUCUGAGUCAUGAAGACUACAAAAGGUGGGAUUGUCAUCAUUACUUGCCACUGUCUAACUCUGGCGGGCUGUGAACAGACUCUGACAAUCAUCACAGACAGUGGAAAGGUCAAUUUUCUGAUAAUGAGCACUGAAGACAGUCUGAGUGAUCACAAUACUACAACAGAUGAUAUGAACUCAUUAUAACCGUAAUAUAAUUGCAGCUGUUUAUCUGCCCGAAUAGAGAUUAUUUUCUUUUCUACUGCCACUUUUAAUUUGCUGAGAGGAAUGGCAGUCUCAGGUGCUAUCAUCAGGUUCAAGGCUGUGGCAUGUAAUCUGUAGAGGGUGCUAUGAAAGUGUCCAGGAUCAAGCUCCAGAGUUCACUAGAGGGUCAUAACAUUCUACCAGCCCAAUCAAUUAACUCAACUUCCAUCAAAACUUCACGGAUUGCUGUGUGCACUGACAAUCGUCACAGACAGGUAUUUGAGAGUUAAAUGUUUUGAUAUUGAGCACCAAAGACAGUCUGAGCACUCAACAACCUCUCAUCAGACAUGUUGAGACCAGCACUACUAAAAACUUGUAGUAGUUUCACUCUAAAUUGGAACAUUGAUGAACUCAAUAGACAAUGGAAAGGAGGAUUAGAUAUUAUUACUCCACAACUGAGUAAAGUAAUUAUCAUUGUAAUUUAUCAUGUUUCAUUUAUUGUGAUGCUUUGCAUAAUUCCUCAUAUAGAGACAACAGAGGAUUGAAUGUUUCCCCCACUGACAGCCAAAUACUACCACAAAAAUAAAAUCUUGAGUUGUCAUCAACACUUAUUGUACUCUGUCUAGUGUUGUUUUUAACAGCAAGUAAAAUAUAAACAGCAAUGAGAUAAGUUUUUAUAGAUGUAUAAAUAAGAUAUACUGUGUACCAAUUAUAAGAUUUUCAAAUCUUAAAGGUGUUUUUGGAACUUUGAUUUAAAACUGAAAGUAAUUCAUGAACAGUUAUUUGAAUAAAUAAAUGUGCCAUUUACCUUAGAAGACAAAGAUUUUCAUGUAUUUGUUAAAACUUGCAUGAAGUAUAAAGAUCACAUGUUUUUUUAUUAUUAUUUUAAAGUUCUUAUCUAUAUCAAACAGUAAGUGAAAAUUAAUUUUACAAACUUUCAUAUUGACAUUUCCUUAAUCGUCUAGACAUAUUAGAUUUUAUAAAAAUAAGCAAAGCAAACUGAUUUGAUUCCUAAAUCAUCAUUAACAAUGUCACUCUCUGUACUUGUAAGGCUGUUGUAGAAAGUUCCAGAUAGUAUAAUAAACUAAAAAACACAAAGAAUAAAUUAUAAUUGUAAACAAAUAUUUACAAGAAACUUUUAUAUUUAAUUUAUUGGAUUGAGUUUGCAUUAUAUAUGAAUUAUUUAUUUAUUUAUUGCCACCACAAUAAAAUAUGUAGUCAUAAAUAUUAUGAUUGACAUUAAAUGAUUUCAUACAGUA